CAUUUAUGGUUUAACAUAUUCGUAGGAAAAAGUGAAACAGACGAAUGCAUUCAAAGGGAUGAUGGUUAAGGUUUUCUCUAUAUUUUCCUUUAGGAAUUAAUUCCAAGCUUCAGUUUGAAAUUAUGCCAGGAACUUCAUUCAAGUUGUUCCAGAUAAAUUCUGAGACUGGGGAGGUAGUGACAGCCGCCACACUUGACAGAGAAGCUCGGGAAGUCCUCACCCUUCGAGUGCUCGUGCGUGACGGGGGAGCCCCUGCUCUGUCCGGGACCACAGUGAUUCUCUGCACGGUGGGAGAUGAGAAUGACCACGCACCAGAGAUUGUUGUCCCCAGGGAUGACAUAGAGGUUCUGGAAAACCAAGAGCCAGGCCUUGUCUACACCGUUUUGGCUUCUGAUAUGGAUGCUGGCAGCAAUGGUGCUGUCACGUAUCAUAUAAUUGAUGGAAAUAUUGAUGAGUACUUUGCUAUUAAUGAAGUGUCCGGAGAACUCUCAACCGCUCGCGCUUUGGACCGGGAGGAAGUCAGCAACUUCACCCUUGUCAUCCUGUGUGCCGAUCUGGGGAGCCCACCGCAAAGCUCCACGGCGCAGCUGCAGGUCAGAGUUCUGGACGACAAUGACCACAGCCCUUCCUUCCCUAGGCUCCGGUACCAGGCUUCUGUGAGAGAGGACGCUCAGGUGGGAACCACGGUUCUCGUGCUCUCCUCUGCGGACAAGGAUGAGGGCCCGAACGGGCAAACCAAGUAUUCUCUGGUGCAUGAGGCUUCCGGGGCGUUCACCAUCGAUCCCGUGGCAGGCACGCUGAGAACCAGCCGUGCCCUUGACCGGGAAGCCAGGUCUGAGCACGUGUUUAAGGCUGUGGCCAGAGACUGUGGUGUCCACGGCUCACGAAGCACCACGGUGCUUAUCAAAGUACAUGUCACUGAUGUCAAUGACAACGAUCCAGUUUGGGAACAGAACCCCCUUGAUAUUUUUCUUUCUUCUCAGUCACCUACAAACCAGACAGCUGCCAUCCUCAGAGCCAGUGACCCAGACUCAGGGCCCAAUGGUACCGUCAUGUUCAGCUUUUCAGAGCCCCAGUCAAUGUUUUCUAUUAAUGAAUACACAGGAGCAAUUCAACUUCAGCAAAUUCCAUCUUCAGAAUAUUUUCCUAUCUGGCUGCAGUUAAAAGCUGUGGAUCAGGGGGUCCCAGCCAGGACAACCACUGGUCUCUUGGUCAUUCACAUGGAGGGAGAAGAUGUAAGGAUUUCCUUCAGCCAGCAUCUGUAUAAAGGGAUCGUGCCUGAAAAUUGUGAGGCAGAAUCCAUUUCUCCCGAUCCUUUCUGUGGCUUCUCAUGCUUCAGAGUUCAACUGGAAUGUCAUUCCUCUGAGGCCUCUGCAAAGGGGUGUUUACCUCCCCAGCAGCAGAAGUAUUUUCUAUCAGGUACUUCUGUUGUGACUAUAAAAGCUUUUGCUCCAGACUCAAUUCAGGACAGUAUUAAAUACUCAGUUUUUCAUGGAAAUGAAGAUGGAGUUUUCUCCUUGAAUUCUAAAUCAGUAACAGAACACGACAGCAGGCUGAAUGCCCUGUUUGGUGGAGACAGAGCUCCAGAUGAGAGCCUUGAAUCCACGUCAACUGGGGGCCCUCUCUCAUUUGGAGGAGAAGUCACUGUGAAAGAACCCAAGUUUCUUGAUUUUGAAGUCAGAAAAGAAGUUCAACUCAUCGUUUUAGCUGAAAGUAGGGGGCAUAGAGCCUACAGCAAAGUAGCAGUCUUUAUCCAAGAUCUGAACGAUCAUCCACCACACUUUGAGCAAACUGUUUACCAAGCAUCAGUGUCUGAGGGCCAGUUCUACAAUCAUCACAUUGUACAGGUUUUUGCCACAGACUUGGACAGUGGGUUGAAUGGCCUCGUGGAGUAUUCCAUUCUCUCUGGCAACGAAGGAAAAGUGUUCCACAUGGAUCCGCUGAGUGGUGUGCUAACAGCAAAUGUGAUCCUGGAUUACGAGAACAGCAGCGCCUACAGUUUGAUUGUACAAGCAACAGAUAAAGGCAUGCCCAGGCUUUCUGAUACAACUGUGAUCAAGAUACAGGUGACUGACAUAAAUGACAAUGCCCCAACUUUUCUCCCCUCUGAAGCAGUGGAAAUUGCAGAAAAUUCUUUGCCUGGCACGAUUGUGACUCGGAUAUCAGUUCAUGAUGUGGAUUUGAAUCCAGCUUUCACCUUCAGUUUUGUCAAAGAGAGUAAUUCUGGAACCAAAUUUGCUAUUGAUCGGAACACUGGGGUAGUGGUGCUGGUUGAAACACUGGAUUUUGAAGAAGCUACUAAAUAUGAGCUACAGAUCCAAAUUUCAGAUUUGGUGCACCAAACAGAGGGGACACUCAUUGUCCAUGUGCUGGACAUCAAUGAUAACCCACCAGUAUUCUCUCAAGAUUCUUACCAGGUCACCAUUUCCGAACUGGUGCCUCUGGGGCACCCAGUGCUAACUGUUGUGGCCACAGAUGUGGAAAGCAGUGAGAACAUCACUUACAGGAUCCUUUCCUCUUCUAAGAUGUUUUCAGUUGAUCCUACCAAUGGCACAAUAUUUACUAUCAAUCCUGUCUUCCUUAUGGAGAGAAAAUCAACAAUUCGAUUUCUUGUUGAAGCCAGUGAUGGUGGAUUUCCUGACCUGAAGGCUGUUACCUUAGUGGAGACAGAAAUACAAGAUAUGAACAAUUAUGCCCCUGAGUUUGAAGUAGAAUAUGAUAAUCUUAGCUUAAGUGAAGACACUCCAGUUGGAAGCACACUUGUCACCUUCUCAACCAUUGACCAUGACUGGACCCGUGAAAACACACAUGUUGAAUAUUCUAUCAUCAGUGGUAAUUCACAGAACAAUUUCCAUGUGGAAACUAGUUUUAUUAAUUCAGAAUACUCUUAUAAGCAAGUUGGUUAUCUAGUGUUGCUUCACCAUCUGGACAGAGAAGCAACUGCCAGUCAUGAGCUUGUCCUUCUGGCAUUUGACCAUGGUUGCCCUCCACUGAGUUCCUCAACCACUGUAUCAAUAGAAGUCCUAGAUGUGGAUGAUAACCCACCUGCAUUCAGCAGUCUGGAAUAUUAUGCCCACAUCAAGGAAAGUGCCCCUCCAGGGAGUCCCAUCAUCGUGGUCUCAGCAAGUGACCAUGAUGUGGGCUCACAUGCAGAAGUCAGCUACUACUUAACCUCUGGAAAUGAGAAGGGGCAUUUUUGCUUAGAAGAAAAAACUGGAGUUCUUUCUUUGAUUAAACCACUAGAUUAUGAAGAAACAAUAAAAUUCACUUUAACUGUCCAAGCUUCAGAUGAGGAAAAGAAGCAUUUUUCUUUUGCAGUUGUGUUUGUCAAUGUCCUGGAUGAUAAUGACCAUGCACCUCAGUUUAUGUUUCCAAACUUGAAGUGUGCUGUUCCUGAAAAUCUACCUGUUUUCUCCACCAUAUGCUCUGUAAACGCUUUGGAUUUUGAUGCAGGCCCUUAUGGAGACUUGACCUAUUCCAUUGUAUCACCCUGUCCUCUCCCUCAUGAGAUGCCACGUGAGCAUAACUUCUUCCUCAUUGACCCUCUAACAGGGGAUAUUAGUGCUCAGCAAGUCCUUGACUAUGAAACUGACAACAGAUACUGCCUCAUAGUUCAGGCCAAAGACAAAGGUGACUCAACAGCCUCCUUAAUGGUUUGGGUGGAUGUUGAAGGGAUAGAUGAGUUUGAACCCAUUUUCACUCAGGAUCAAUAUUUUUUCAACCUCCCAGAAAAGAGUAAUGUAAGACAUUUGAUUGGCAGAGUGGAAGCAUCAGAUGCAGAUGCCGGUGUUGAUGGAGUCAUCCUUUACUCCCUUGAAACUCCAUCUCCUUUCUUUUCAGUAAAUAAAACUAACGGAGAUAUUUAUUUGAGUACAGCACUUCCCCUAAUAAUAAGUCAAGUCAGCAAAGAAGACAGUAUUGAAAUGAAGAUAAUUGCUCAUAGCCCCAAACUGGACUCCAGGUUUACAUCUUGUACUGUUUUUGUGAAUGUGUCUUUUUCCUCAGAAGGGAAACAUUCCACAGGAUUAGCUAGCAGCUUUUCGAUCAGUCUCACCACCUCCUUUCUAGUGUUUCUGUUGCUUGUCUUCAUUCUAAUUGUACUGAUUUUAAAACACAAACAAAAAGAUGCAAUAAAUAAUUACGAAGAAAAGAAACCAUCAUCAUCCUUAGAUAUCAAUUUGAGACUGACUAGGGAUGCCAGUUCACUGAAACCCUUCCAGAAAACUAGUGAGAGCGGUGAUAAGGCAGUGCCUGUGGACUCCACGCCUGAAUGGUUGAGUUUAAUAAGAGUCAUGGAGAAGGACAUUGCACAUCUGUACAGGCACUCGAACUCCAGUGAUCACUGUUCUGUGGAAGGAGAAACUGCAGAAGAUAAGGAAAUCCAGAGGAUAAAUGAACACCCUUACAGAAAGGAUGCUGACUCAACUUUGAGUGAUCAGGAGUCCAGGGUGCCAGACUCUGGGAUCCCAAGGGACUCAGACCAGCUCUCCUGUUUGUCUGGGGGAACUGAUGUGAUGGUCACUGCUGAAACAGAAGGAACCAGCCAUGUAUUUGAGGAAGGAGCUCAAGGAGAGGGCUGUGGCAUGACCUAUGUCCAAAAUAAUGUCUUACCCCAGCCACUGAAGAAGAGAGAGGUAAAAGUGGGCAUCCAGGCUGAUGUCAGGAAGGAGACUAUCUUUAUUUCAAGUGAUCAGGAAGCAGGCUGUGCAGCUCUCUCAACCGAGAAAGACUCUGAUCAUGAUGUCAUGAUGAGAUAUCCCUGGGAUUAUCUCCUCAGUUGGGAACCCAAGUUCCAACCUCUUGCCUCAGUAUUUAAUGAUAUUGCAAAACUAAAGGAUGAGCAUUUACAUAUGCCUGGCAUUCCAAAAGAGAAGAAAUCUUUUGUUUUUCCACCCCCUUUGAUAACAGCAGUAGCCCAACCUGGGAUUAAAGCAGUUCCACCAAGAAUGCCAGCCAUAACCUCAAGGCAGGUACUUUGGAAAUACCCACACUCUCCCAUUCACUAUCAUCACAGUUCUCUGCCAGAAGACACGACUCCCGGUUUUCCCCCAGCCCUUUCCCUACUGACCACACAGACCCCUGCCGUGACUCCACUGCUGUCAGAUGGAGAAUUAUUUGGGACACAUUUGAGUGGUUCUUGCCUCGAACCUAAAGCAGCAGAUGGAGUUCAAAUAUAAAACAAUGGUGAUAUCGAGCACCUGCUCCCCAUUGGUCAUGAAUGAUUGGACAAAACAUUCCAAACAAGCUCCCUGAGACUGGGUUCAUUCAUCUACAAGUGAGGGGUAUAAUUUAGUCUGGGUUUUUAGAACCCUCUCAUUUAAGUUUAUCAAAUUUAUUUCAGUCUUAAUGAUAAGUUACUCUGUCUUUUAACCUCUACUUUUUGCUGUCAGGAUUCAAGUUUGUAUAUAUUAAGUAGUGUACAUUCUACCAUACCUGGUCUUCUGUAUGGCUAGACUUCCAAAGGUCACAGUGAACUUGACUGACUGCCAAAAUGUUUAUAUGAAAAAGGAUGGAAAUAUAAUAUACUGCAUUCUGGUCACAUUACUGCUGAUUAUACUGCUAUUUAUAAAACAAAUUAGUAAAGACUGAAUAAAGAAUGAGUGUAGGACAGAAAGUAACAGAGAGGGGAAGUUUGGAAGGAUAAACAAGUUAAUGUGAAGCAAUUGGCUGCAGAUCUGAUAUAGUUGAAAAUGCGUUUCUCCACUUCCUCCAUAAAGCACACUUGUAGAGUUAGCCAUAAUUUGAAUUUAGUAGGGCGUCUUUUGGAAAUCUAAUGAGAACUUAAGAGUGAAAUUUGUCAUAACUCUGUGUCAAAUAAAACAAAUUUAUUCUU
Odocoileus virginianus texanus is the source of this 5833-nucleotide messenger RNA. The record is from RefSeq and is a predicted model, not a curated record. Lineage: Eukaryota; Metazoa; Chordata; Mammalia; Artiodactyla; Cervidae.